UCAUCCUUGUCUCUUGUAUAUCGCUGUGUUUGUACUUCCUGUCUGUCACAGCGACUUCCGCAGAUGGAUUGGCUUUUGUUGUGUAGUGCCUGAAAGGGCGUGCGUUAAUGCACGAGCACUUCAAACCGCACUCAUCAGGAAAAAAAAGGGAGUGUCGGCGCAUAAAGCAACGCCAACCAUCCGCAAAGAUUCAUACCUGAAGUUUGCAUCCAAGGUUCCAAAUCCACGCUCAGAAUGAGUUGCACGGGGCAAGGCGACGCUGGGAAGUUUCUCGAGAGGUUUCUGGAGGAGUUUCCAAACCCGCUUGGCACAGAGGACCCGCUUCCCGUCAGUCCACUUAGCCGCAAAGUCACUAUGCAGGAGGUGAAGGGAGAGAGUCUGGAUCUGGGCUUGCGACUGCUCUCAGCCAGAAAUGCCCCGUCCUGGCUGGGUGCAGAGAUGUGCAGUGCUGCUGUCACUGAAUUGCUUAAAGAUGACCUUUCACCUCACUACUGCCCCAAAGAUCCUGAACAGAAACCAGAGGAUGAACAGGAAGUUGUUUUGUUGCAGUCUGAGCCAUUGCAGCGCCUCUUUAUUAAUAAAUUGAGAGAGGUGUGUUUGGCCUGGCAGAAACAGCUGCCCAGUCCCGGGUUGUCCUCAUCACGGACACACAGCUGCUCCGUUCACGCCAUUCGAAACACUCGCAGGAAGAUGGAGGACCGUCACAUUAUCCUGAAAGAGUUUAACCAGCUUCUGGGACUGCAGGAUGGUGUGGAUCGAGAGUAUUAUGCUGUGUUUGAUGGACAUGGAGGGGUGGACGCUGCCACAUACGCUGCUACUCACCUGCAUAUCAUACUGAGCCAGCAGGAGGUGCUAAAAAGCGAUGCAGCCACAGCCUUCAAAAGCACCUUCACACAAACAGAUGACAUGUUCAAAAUCAAAGCCAAGAGAGAGCGUCUGCGCAGCGGCAGCACUGGUGUGGCGGUGUUACUGACCUCUGAUCGCCUGACCGUCUCCUGGCUGGGCGACUCUCAAGCUGUGCUGGUUCGACAGGGAGAACCAGUGACCCUAAUGGACCCACACAAACCUGAGAGAGAGGAUGAGAAGAAAAGAAUCGAGGAUCUGGGUGGAUGCAUCGCUUUCAUGGGUUGUUGGCGGGUAAACGGGACCUACGCUGUUUCCAGAGCAAUAGGUGAUUUUGAUCAGAAGCCAUACGUCUCUAAUGAAGCUGAUUGCUACUCGAUCCAGCUGAACGGGCAUGAAGAUUACAUUCUGCUUGCUUGUGACGGCUUAUUUGACGUGGUUCGGCCUGGGGAUGUCCCAGGGCUGGUCCUGGAGGCUCUGAGGGAGACCGGAGGCUCGGGGGACGAUGUGGCCCAGAAUCUGGUGGCCCAUGCUAAAGCUGCUGGAUCCAGUGAUAACAUCACAGUUCUCUUGGUGUUCCUCAAGGAUCCGCAGCAGCUUCUGACCUACGAGACGAGUUCCAGAACAGAGCCUGGAGGAGCUACGGCUGCAGCCACAGGGAUCUAAAAUGGGUUAACAGGAAGAAAUUGUCCAUGAUAGAAGCAAAUCAGAGGACCAAUAGCAGCUGAUGGUCUCUUCACCAUCGGGAAAGUUGUUGCAUUUGAAAAGAAUAUGCGAUUGUUGAGGUCAUCUGAAACGAGUCCAGUCAUGCGUUCAGAAGAAAGCAUCGAACGCAGGUGAAAGGGCGUUUCCUCGUUUUUUCCCCCAAGAAUGUCUGAUCCCUGGUCAUUUAUUAACUCUCUUUGUUGCUACGUUUGAACUUGCCUUCAUUUUUAAACAACAUGUUUCCAUCUUUUAACUAUUUGCCUUGUUUUUACCAGCUUAUAUUUACAUUUACUGGUGCUUAAAGGGAUAGUUCACCUAAAAAUAACAGUUCUGUCAUCAAAUAAUCACCCUCAAACUUGUAUUACUUUCUUUUUUUGCCUUCUGAGGAACUUAAAAGAAGAUAUUUUGUUGGUAGAAGAAUGUUGGUAACUAAACAAUUUCCGUUUCCAAUUGAUGUCCAUUGUAUGGACAGAAAAAUGCAGUGGAAGUCAAUGGGAACCAAAUCUGAACAUUUUUGAACAUACUUGAAAAUAUCUUCUGUUGUGUUCAACAGAAAACAAGAAAUGCAUACAGGUUUGAAACAACAUGAGGGUGAGAAAUUAAUGACAGAAUGUACAUUUUUGGAUGGACUAUCUCUUUAACAUCUCAUAAAAAUUGUAAUACCUUAGAGACGCACGUAAAGCAAAUGCGAUUAUUUUUUCAGAGUGUAUUUUGUUGGUUGCGCUUCUUAUUUGAUACGACUGUUACAGUGGAGAGAAAACCGAUGUGAAUAGUCUUAACACAUACAGUAUUGCAUCGCAUUUCGGACCACACCGGCUUCGAUACUGAAAUAACCGACCAUAAGGCCUUCAGCUCUGUCAGCAGAUGUACUAAUCCAGUGUUGUAGGUGGUUAGUAUUUUUAAGACUGUUAUUUAUUUGACAAAAAAAGUAUUUAUGGCUGUACUGUACUGUGUAAACACGCUCUUUCAUGUGCCAAAACUGUAUUUACGAGUCCGACUUUGCCAAGAUCGUCUCUCUGUUGCUGCAGCUUUUCACAAAGCAGUUUUUCAAAAUAUACAGUAAACCUUUAUUAAUGCAUAUUUCAUAUAUUCGUUUUGUUACAGUGCCUUUUUCCCCCAAAUAUCAGUGUUAAUACUGGCGUGUGCGUGUUGGUGUUAUAUUAUCAUAGCCAGACUUUGCAAACCGCACGUCCUGCAUGCUGCAAGUCGUCUCACAUUACGGCUGCUCAAUAUUUUGAAAGCCUCGUGACGAGUAGCUGAUAUAGUAGCACAGUCACUAUAAUGUGAUAAGGCCAAGAAUAUCGCCAACCUAAUGGAUACUGAACGAGGAAGGUGAAGACAGAGCGAUGAGAUGUUGAUUUGGUGUUUUUAUAUGGGGAAAAUGUCUAAUUUGGUUCAGUCUAAUGCAUUCUAUAUUUGAAUAAAAGAGUGCAAAUGUCCAGAUUUGUAUCUUAUAAUGUAUAUAAUUGAGUAUAUUUAAAGUUUUCCACAAAAUACAGUGGCAUCUUAAAGUGCUAUUGAAAAUCUGGGAUUUAAAUUCAUUUGGAGUUGGAAAGAUUUUUUAAAUGUUUUUAAAACAAGUCUCUUAUGCUCAACACAGCUGCAUUUAUUUGAUUAAAAUACAGUAAAAACUGUUAUAUUGUGAACUUACAAUUUCAAUAUCUGUUUUCUAUUUUAAUGUAUUUUAAAAUGUAAUUUAUUCCUGUGAUCAAAGCUGAAUUUUCAGCAUCAUUACUCCAGUCUUCAGUGUCACAUGAUCCUUCAGAAAUCAUUCUAAUAUGCUGAUUUGCUGCUCAAGAAACAUUUCUUAUUAUAAUCCAUGUUGAAUUUUAUAAAAAUCUUUUCUGUCAGUCUUCAGAAAUUUUUAUAAUAUGCUGAUUUGGUGGUCAUGAAAAAUCAAAAUUGAAAAUCUUACUGAGCCCAAAUAUAUAUAUAUAUAUAUAAAUUUUGUUUUUGAUGAGUAUGACUCUUCAUGAUGUAGAAGCAUAUUCACUAGUGGUCUCAGACUUUUGGAUCCCACUAUAUAAUAAAUAUGGUAUUAUUUCCCCUAGAUAUUGCAUAUUGCUCAUCCAUUUUAGAUAUGGGAUAUUAAUUCUGCGUUACGUAAUUUUUGUAAUUGCCAAUGACUCGAAAAGCCAAAAAUCUAUGCACAUCAUCAGCGAUGAUCUCAUAUAAUUCUUUAGGAAAUGGGAUGUGCCAAUGAUGGGAAUUUUGUGUCAUCACAGUUGUUAAUUCUAGUCUUUCCCCAUUUUAAAAGUGCAAAAAAAUUUUCUCAUGAUGUGAAUGCUGUUAUCAUUUACUCACCUUCAUGUUACUCGAAACCAUUAUGACUUUCUUCUGUGAAACACAAAAAAAAUUUUUUUUGGACCCUACUGACUUUUAUUGUAUGGACAAAAAACAGUUAAAACAUAUCUCAGAAAUAGAUGACAGAAUUUUCAUUUUUGGGUGAACUAUUCCUUUAUGUUCACAUUAGUGCCAAACGACAUUACUCAUUCAGAAUGUGUUUUGCUCUUGACUGUGUCUUCUAAUGCAUUUAUUGUACUUAGUAUUAAAAGUUGGAUUUUCAAAGGGUUCGAGCACUGAACUACUUCUGUGUUUUUAUCCAGUAGAAAGCAAAGAUCAUGAACGUAUGCAUCACUAGAUUUUAUGCUAGUGUGCAUUUUUAUACACUUUUUGCUUGCAGUAUUUUUUUUUCAAAGGACAUUUUGUAAUUGUUGCUGUUUGUACUAAAAAUUGAACGUAAAUCAUGGGAACACAUGGGUGUAACAGCUCUCAAUAGUACAUGAUAAAGUGCCUUAUCUUUAUGUACUUUUCAGAAUCAUCUUUGUACAGGCAACUUAACUGAUAAACCUAAGUGAGCUGACUCUUUUCAGACCUAAUUUUGCAUAUCAUUUACCUCUACUGCUGAUCUUGUGUGCAAGUAAGGCUUUAUACUGGAUCAAAUAAUACAAAUUCCACACUGAGUGUACAAUACUACAGUGAAUCUUCUACCUAAAUGUUCUUGCAUGUUGUAAUGUUUAUGGCAACGUCUGAUAACCAUAAAAGCUGACUGUGAUUGCUGUCCUGUGGUAUUUUCCUGCAAUUUUAGAAAGUGUUUUUUUAUGCAACUUUUUGUGGAUUUAUAACCAGUGACACGAGCAUUUGGCUUUAAUCUGAUAUAAUGUGAAUAAAGUACUUUUCACAUCA
Molecule: messenger RNA, 4734 nt
Organism: Onychostoma macrolepis
Lineage: Eukaryota; Metazoa; Chordata; Actinopteri; Cypriniformes; Cyprinidae
Gene: ppm1f
Product: protein phosphatase, Mg2+/Mn2+ dependent, 1F
Exons: 8
Coding region: 235-1509 (424 amino acids)
Biological process (GO): negative regulation of protein kinase activity; protein dephosphorylation
Cellular component (GO): cytosol
Molecular function (GO): protein serine/threonine phosphatase activity; cation binding
Source: RefSeq, a predicted model, not a curated record